AUGUUUUCUGUAUUUUCUAGUUCGGGGAACAGACACAGUCUCUAUAGAGUGAUAUCUAGGUGAAAAAGUUUCUAUGUGCUGAGAGUUAACUGACUUUGGUGGCGUGAGGCGGCUAGCAGACGAUCGGUUUAGCCAGUCUGUCUGCUUCCUGACCUGGGCUCCAGUUAGUCAAGUACUAAAGCCAGUCAUUCCUAGAAAAGUCAUCAUUUGUCCUACUGUUUGAGGCAAUGGUGUUUUACUUAUGCCUUCCAAUUGAGCUGGAGCUAUAGCUCGUGUGCCAAAUGCAAUCAAUCGUCCUAAGUAUUCAAGUUGAGGCUGACAAUAUUGUAUUUUGUUUUUUGAUACUUUAUGACCUUCUUGUGCUAAUUUUGUUAGGACUUUGAUAGAAUCUUUAUGACAUUGUUCUAGUGAUGUAGCACAAAGAAUCAAAUCAUCUACAUACUGUAACAGAGUACUAUCUAUCAUAAGAUCCUCCAAAUCAGCCUUAAGAACUUGAUUAAAUAAAUGUGGCGAAUGUUUAAAUCCUUGAGGAAUUCUCGUGUAAGUAUACUGUUUACCAGCAUAUGUAAAUGCAAAUAAAUAUCUAUGGCGUAAAAUCUGUGCCAUUAAUAACCGAGCGCACCACUUAUGCUGGCGCGCGCGGUAAAUCACUUCCGCGAGAGGAAAAUAGAUCUGCACGUGAGGAAACGGGAGCCCGCGAGCUAAUUUCAAACACUCGCGCGCGCGUCACUCGUCCUCUGCGCGCAAUACAAGCCCUCGCGCGCGCGUGAUCAUCCCCCACACCCUCGCGCUCGAUCUUCUCUCACCUGCUCGCGCGAACACUUCUAUUUUUGUCAGUCGUGGGGCGGGGCUUGCUGUUUUAAUUGUUAUCUCUAACGCCAUUGGUUACUUCCCCUUUUCCGGAAGUCAGCUGUGAUUGGACGCCUGUGAUUGUCAAUCAGGUUUUGCGGUCAAGAUGGAUGCUCAAAGAGAGCAAAUUCUGAAAAGGCAUCUUUUGGAGGACCUUCUCUUAAAGUUUGAGAGAGCACUUUUGAGAUCUCCACUUGACGUGGAUUACCUGGAGUUUGUGUGCCGCCAGCAGCUGUACCUCCUGCAAGCACUCUCAAGACAUGUGGAAAUAUCCCACGAAAUCAUUCAGGCUUUGCAGGAAGUGUUUGAACUCGUCCGACAACCGUCAUAUUCCACUGCUUCACAUGCAGUGGUAGAUUCAACUGUUGGUCUGAGAGGUCGUCCAAGGUUUGCAAUUGAAAGAGAAGAGUUAGCCGAGAUGCUGCAGACAAACCUUCCUGUGCAUUACAUUGCAAAAAUGAUGGGCGUUUCCACUAGAACCAUCUUUAGAAGAAUGAAUGAUUUUGGCCUUUCCGUCUCAGGGCUGUACAGCUGCAUCACUGAAGAGGAGUUGGAUAAUGCUGUGAGAGCCAUUAAGGAUGACAUGCCUGCUGCUGGUUACAGAAUGGUCAGAGGGAGGUUGUUGUCUUUAGGCAUACGUGUGCAAUGGCCAAGAAUAGCUGCCUCAAUGCACAGAGUCGAUUCAAUUGGAAUCCUUUCAAGAUUGGCUAGAUUGGGAUGUGUGGUGCGAAGAACGUACUCUGUUCCAGGGCCCCUUUCCCUUGUGCACAUAGACACAAAUCAUAAAUUGAUACGAUACAACAUCAUAAUAUUUGGUGGUGUGGAUGGUUAUUCCAGGAAGGUUAUGUACCUGAAUGCAGCAAACAAUAACCAGGCAUCAACAGCAUACCACUUCUUCUCCGAGGCAGUUCAAAAAUUUGGUUUACCUUCAAGGGUGAGGGGAGACCAAGGAGUGGAAAAUGUACAGAUAGCCAGGUUCAUGUUUUCCUCAAGAGGUACUGACCGGGGAAGUUUCAUAGCCGGUAAAAGUGUCCACAAUCAAAGGAUUGAGCGCCUUUGGCGUGAUGUCAGAAUCCUGGUGACCAACAAGUACACGGACAUGCUGCGCUCACUGGAGGAGGAAGGAUUGCUCGACUUAUCAGUGGUCAAGGACCUUUUCUGUGUGCACUACACUUUUCUUCCAAGACUUCAGGCAGACUUGGACACAUUUGCAGAAGCCUGGAAUCAUCAUCCACUCUCCUCAGAAGGCAAUCGAAGUCCAGAGCAGCUAUGGCAGAUUGGACUGAUGCACACACGUACUGGCCAAUCAGAGAGUUCCGAGGACAUUGAAGAGCAAGACCUGGAUUGGGACAUGGCAGCUUCUUAUGAUGCCUGUGAAGACUUGGGAGUUGUUGUUCCAGAAUUUGAAUGCCCUCUGAGUUCAGAUGGAUUGAGGGCCCUUGAACACCUGCUGAAUUCAACUGGUCCUAAUGUCCCUGUCAAAGAACUGUAUUUGCUUUGUCGGGAGUUUGUUGCAAGAAAUCUGUCAUAGUAAUUUAAAAGAAAA
Messenger RNA from Onychostoma macrolepis, 2395 nucleotides. RefSeq lists its product as uncharacterized. Gene Ontology annotation, biological process: DNA integration. The transcript has 7 exons. Gene Ontology annotation, molecular function: nucleic acid binding. The record is from RefSeq and is a predicted model, not a curated record. Bases 956 to 2380 code for a protein of 474 amino acids. NCBI's taxonomy places the organism in Eukaryota, Metazoa, Chordata, Actinopteri, Cypriniformes, Cyprinidae.